Messenger RNA from Linum tenue, 206 nucleotides. The record is from the annotation of a GenBank genome assembly. NCBI's taxonomy places the organism in Eukaryota, Viridiplantae, Streptophyta, Magnoliopsida, Malpighiales, Linaceae.
AUUUUCUCAAUUUCUGAAACGAGAGAAAGCCGAGAAGCAGAGCACGCAGAGAGCUCCUGGGAAAAAAAUUCCAAAGCUCCAAUCUUGAGCCCUAGUGAUCCAAAAAUCCCGAAUUUCUUGAAUUCCCGAUAAGCCAAAUUAGGGUUUCGGAGUAUCCGGAAGCCGGAUUGAGCCCAAAUUUCAUAUACGAGCUUCCUGCAGCGAGG